Penicillium coprophilum is the source of this 978-nucleotide messenger RNA. Its product is annotated as glycoside hydrolase family 16 protein. Gene Ontology annotation, biological process: carbohydrate metabolic process; fungal-type cell wall organization. Gene Ontology annotation, cellular component: fungal-type cell wall. Gene Ontology annotation, molecular function: glycosyltransferase activity; hydrolase activity, hydrolyzing O-glycosyl compounds. Bases 1 to 978 code for a protein of 325 amino acids. The record is from RefSeq and is a predicted model, not a curated record. Lineage: Eukaryota; Fungi; Ascomycota; Eurotiomycetes; Eurotiales; Aspergillaceae. The transcript has 5 exons.
AUGUUGUGCUACUUGAAGUAUGCCGCUGUAGGCUUUGCCGCUGCGACUCUGGUCUCAGGCCAAACGUACAGCGAGUGCAAUCCAAUGAAAAAAACUUGCCCGGCCAAUGUUGGCACAACCGAGUCAAGACACACUUUCGACUUCACCAAGAGCUCUGGCCUAGAUCAGUGGACGACUACUGCCGGCACCGUCAAGACAGGCCCGAACGGCGCCGAGUUUACUGUCAGCAAACAAGGCGAUGCUCCCACCAUUCGGACCGACUUUCAUAUCUUCUUCGGCGAAGUAUCGGUCACCAUGAAAUCGGCCCCUGGCACUGGCAUCGUCAGCAGUAUCGUACUUCAAUCGGAUGAUCUUGACGAGAUUGACUGGGAAGCCGUUGGUGGCGACAAAACCCAAAUCCAGACGAACUACUUCGGAAAAGGAGAUACCACGACCUACGACCGCGCAACCUGGGAGUCCGUUUCGACCCCCCAGGAGGUAUUCCACACCUACAAAGUAGUCUGGACCAAAGAAGCCACCACCUGGUCCGUUGACGACAAGGUCAUCCGCACCCUCUCCUCCGACGAUGCCCAAUCCGGCACCAGAUAUCCCCAGACCCCCCAUGAACAGGGCACAAUCCAAUGGGCCGGCGGCCUGACUGACUACAGCAAGGUCCCUUACACCAUGUAUAUCAAGGACGUCACUAUCGUGAACUACAACCCCGCCGAGUCUUACACCUGGUCUGAUCAGAGCGGCUCGGCUGAGAGCAUUAAGUUCACUGGUUCUACUAACUCGACUUCCUCGACUGCCUCGAAGCCUUCAGUUGUUGGAAGCCUUAUUACAGCUGCUAGCACUGCUAGACCGUCUAGCUCUGGUUCAGUUUCGGGUCCUAGUGUCCCCUCCUCUUCUCCAGUUUUUAAUGCAGCUUCGAACUUGAGCGCUGGUAGCUUGGGCUUCUUGUCCGUUCUUGCGGUUGUGUCUGGGUUUCUUCUCUUGUAG